Messenger RNA from Arachis duranensis, 1137 nucleotides. Its product is annotated as L10-interacting MYB domain-containing protein. The record is from RefSeq and is a predicted model, not a curated record. NCBI's taxonomy places the organism in Eukaryota, Viridiplantae, Streptophyta, Magnoliopsida, Fabales, Fabaceae. The transcript is spliced from 3 exons. The coding region runs from base 126 to 1031 and encodes 301 amino acids.
CAAGUGGCUUGUUUGGAGUUUCCCUUCUUCGCAAACGGGUUUUGUUUUUGUUUUCCAUGAUUCUCAGCGCGUCCUCCAUUGUUGUAAUCUCAUCGUAAUGGGAAGAUCGCGGGUUUCUCUCUAAGAUGGCAGGUCAUGUUACCAGAUCAAAAAGACUGGAGGCUCAGCAGCAGGAACAGUCGAGGGCAAGGUGGACGACGCCACUCACCAAGAUACUUGCAGAGCUGAUGGUUGAUCAAGUACAAAAAGGGAACAAACACAACAACUUAUUCAACAAGAAAGCAUGGAAAUAUAUUUGUGAUGGAUUUUACAACAAAACAGGCUUGAAAUGGGACAAGGAACAACUCAAGAACAGAUAUUCAGUGUUGAGGAGGCAGUAUUCUACUGUGAAAUCCAUUCUUGAUCAAAGUGAUUUUAGUUGGAAUGAAGCCACAGGGUCUAUAACUGCCAUUGAUGAAACUUGGGCUGAAUACAUCAAGAAACAUGCUGAUGCUGAGACACUAAGAACCAGUGGCUGCCCAAUCUUCAAAGAACUAUGCACAAUAUUCUCUGAGCCAGCAACUAAUGGCAAGCAUGAGCUUUUAACUGUAUCCGAGGUUGAUCAUACUCCUAGACCUCUUUGUCCACAGCCCUUGAGGAUGCAUCAAGAAGAGUCUUUGUCCGGAUCACAGGAUGAGGAUGAUGCUAAUGAUCCUGAAACACCUCAACCUAGCACACCUGCUGCUGCAGCAACUUCCAACCGCAAAAGAGGGCGAAAAGGAAUGAACGAUGCCAUCACAGAAGCAAUAUUGGAGAUGGCUGCAGCUUCAAAGAUGAGGGCAACUGCCAUAGAGCAAUAUAAUGCUAGAUAUAGUAUGGCUGACUGUAUUAAGGACUUGGAUUUGAUGCAAGGUGUUGAUCAACAACUAUAUUUUGCCGCUUUAGAUCUCUUCAGCAAACCUAUUUUAAGGGAGAUCUUUUUGUCUCUCAAAGACGAUAAAAGAUUAACAUGGUUGCGUAGCAAAUGUGCUAAUGCAUCCAAUAGGAAAUGACUACUUUGAUCACAGCUUAAUCCUAGGUGUUACAAAAUUAUAAACAGUUUGAUCACAAUAUUGCUGAUCUUUUAGUGUUAAUAUAUUAAAGUUUGCAUGACCAAAA